Messenger RNA from Clonostachys rhizophaga, 1125 nucleotides. The record is from the annotation of a GenBank genome assembly. NCBI's taxonomy places the organism in Eukaryota, Fungi, Ascomycota, Sordariomycetes, Hypocreales, Bionectriaceae.
AUGUCCGAGCCUCUCCUGUCCAAGCAGCCAUUCAAGGCGCUGGCCCAAGCCGGCCUCUUCUUCGCCUUGCCUCCCUACCUGAUAUAUGCCAUCCUCCGUAACAGCAUACCCUCCCUCCGCGUCGAGCCAAAAUGGUCCUUCAGGACGAGCCUCAUGGUCGGGAUCAUGCACCUCCAGUACAGCCUCACAGCCGCCACCCGAGACCAGCUCCCCGAGCAGCUGAAAGCCGGCAAGUCAGGUGAAUACGUGCGCAUCCCCCCGCCCGACGAAGAGGUCGUCGUCGGCGUCGCCUCCAGCAGCUUCGUCAAGACGAAGUCCCAGCCGGGAGUCUGGUACCCGAGCGCUCCCCCGUCCGAGACGGCGCAGGACGAGAAGAUCCUCCUCCACUUCCCCGGCGGCGCCUUCGUCAUCGCCGUGCCCUCCGACUUCCUCGGCCCCGUAGUCUCCAGAGACCUGCCCAAGGCGAUUGGGGCGACGAGGAUGCUGUACGCGCAGUACCGCCUCGCCCGGGACGAGGCGUCGCGGUUCCCCGGCGCGUUGCUCGAUGCCGUCACCUUCUACAGCCACGUGCUCUCGCUGGGCGUGAAGCCGGCCAACAUCAUCGUGUCGGGCGACUCGGCCGGCGGAACACUGGCCCUCACGCUGCUACGGUACCUCCAGACGUCCGGCUGCGGCUUGCCCUUACCCGCGGCCGUCCUCGCGUGGUCGCCGUGGGUGGACAUCCCCGCCGACGCAGGCGCGGCGUUCACGAGGGCGCGGAACAGCCCCAAGGAGAUCCUCAACGCCGAGGUCCUGCAGUGGGGUGCGGACGCGUACAGGCCGAGGGGGGAGUUGAGUGACGAGGUGGAGGCGUAUGUGAACCCGCUGCACAGGCCGAUUGAGACGCAGAUACCGCUGUUCCUGCAGGCGGGGGGCAGCGAGGCGUUCAUGGACACGGUGGCGAGAUUUGCCGAGGAGCAGGUCAAGGUCAAUGGGAAGAAGUCGACCAGGUUCCAUGAGUCGCCGUUUGGGACGCAUGAUAUGCUGGCGUCGCAUCACCUUGUGGGGAUGACGGGUGAGAAUGAGGCGGCGAUUGCGAAGCUGCGGGAGUAUCUGGCCGAGGUUGGUGUUUGGGUCGAGCAGUGA